Molecule: messenger RNA, 882 nt
Organism: Podospora anserina S mat+
Lineage: Eukaryota; Fungi; Ascomycota; Sordariomycetes; Sordariales; Podosporaceae
Exons: 1
Coding region: 1-882 (293 amino acids)
Source: RefSeq, a predicted model, not a curated record
AUGUGCCGGGGAACAAAGUCCAGAAUGAGCUGUGGUCACUUCCAUGUCAGCUUCCACGAACGGUGCCACCCUUGGUGCAACGAGCCUGAAGUACAGUUCAUCGGGCAAAAAGACGAGCGAUGCGGCCAUUGUAUUGCGAAGACCCAGGUGGACUCUUCAAGAGCCAGCAGGCUCCAGGAUGCUUGGGAUUCAUAUUGCAACGAUGCGAAGCAGGAGGUGCUUGUGUCUCUCCGGGAAAAGAUCAUCUCCGCCAACCGGGAAAUCAGGGCUCUCAAGGAAGAGUUCCCCGACCUGGACGGUCUAUCAUCUGAACUAGAACGAGUACGAAAGGAACAGUCCGAAACCAUGCGGAUGAUCCACGCACAAAUGGAACGGGCGAAGGAGGAAGGGGCCAUGAAGGAACUGUUGCUCAUGCAAGAAAGGAAGAGUUCUCUCCAAAGGAAGAGGGACUCCGGGCGUUGUGGGAACGGGGCCACGGGGAAUCAAUUGCUCGAAUCUCUUGACGGGGAUAUUGAGCGCCUGAAUGAAGAGCAAGUGAUGCUGAUGGAAAGGUCUCCCGAGCUUACCAGGCUCAUCUGGCUGGAUCGGCAACUGGUGCAGCUGGAAUCCAACGAGACAACGCUGUGUUCGCACGACAGUCUAGCAAAGCUAGAUGCUAUCACCAGAAGCCGGGAUGUUUACGUGGCCGACGAGAUCAGACUGACAGAGGAACGGCUAAGCAACCUCAAGUCUAUUGAGGGACGAUUGAGACAUCAGGCAAUGCAAGAAAAGGCAGAGGUCAAGAACGCCCGAUGUGAGGGUUGUGCGGCUGCUCAGAAAGAGCCUGACAGGUAUGUACGGCUGUUUUCUCUUCUCCCAAAACCUUUUCUCGUAGAUUUUUGA